Messenger RNA from Giardia duodenalis, 1212 nucleotides. RefSeq names its product Bromodomain-containing protein. The transcript has a single exon. The record is from RefSeq and is a predicted model, not a curated record. Gene Ontology annotation, molecular function: protein binding. Bases 1 to 1212 code for a protein of 403 amino acids. Lineage: Eukaryota; Fornicata; Diplomonadida; Hexamitidae.
AUGUCUCUUGCUCCCCUCAUUGCGUGGAUGAAGGGUCCUCUGACGAAGACAGUGGAAGGCGCAUUCCUUAAUAUUAUUGAAAACGAGGUUCUGUCGAGCAUUUUCAAGACCCCUGUCUUGGAGACGUACGCGCAUGACGCGGGUUUCUGUCAAACAUAUAGGACCAAUAUCAAAGACCCAUGUGCAUUCAAAAACAUUCUGGCUAAUCUGAAGGGCGGUCACUACUCAGAGAUAGGCCAGAUCAGCUACCACUUUCUUCUGAUCACGUAUAACAGCAUUCGAUUUAAUAUCAAACCUGGGUACACGCUAGAGCAGGCACUCCGUCCAAAAAACUGUACACCCAUCAUAGAGGCUACGGGGCGACUUUAUAACGAGAUCAUUCGUGUGUUCCAAGCAAACGUCUUUGAAGGGAGGAUAGUCUCAGCAAAGGCUAAGCAUUUUAAUGAUAUCUUCCUUGAGGUCGAGCGUUAUUUCGCGUGCCCCGUUAAUAUGAAGCAGCAUGUUGCACGAAAGCCCGUACCGAAGUCGGACUCUGAUGCCCUGGAUCUCCUUUUUGCCCCUCAUCCCUCUGGAUCUCUGGACACUCAGCCUAAUAAUAAGAGUAAGACCCCGAGACCCCUAAGGUCCGGCUCGCGCUUAUCCACUUCUGCUUGUCCCAACAGCACUAGCUCUUUUAAUAAAGAGGCUGAUCCUGCAUCUUUUCCUUUGAAUGCCGUGGAUGACCCUGGGUCCGGAUGCUCCGCAAGCAAGAAGGUGACCUUUGACCUUCCAUCCACACUCAAUGAGUUUAGACCCGCGUCUGGAGCCUUAACCCCCAUGAACAGUUCUACACUGACCACCUCAGCAUUGAAAGAAACUCAGCCAGUACAGAAACGCGCGAGGUCUGCCUCGUCGCAACAAAAAGGCAAUACUAUCACUGCUGCUCCGAGCAUCUCGCAGGCUCAGCACUCAUUGUCAGAUGCAGGGCUGUCCAGCACUUUCCGCUCAAAGGUCUACGAUACCAGUAAAGACCCUGUUCGCGAACGCAACAUGCGUCUUUUCAACUGUGCAGCUUAUCUCAUGAGCUACUCUAAUGAAAGACGAGCUAAGGUCUUCGCUCAGAUCCGGUCAGUUCUGAACAUUGACGAAACGGUUCGCGACAUUGAUCUAAAUGUGCUCUGCAGAACUGAGUCUCAGUUGCGGGAAGUCUUAGGUAUAAUUGAGCAAGGGUGA